Molecule: messenger RNA, 1700 nt
Organism: Folsomia candida
Lineage: Eukaryota; Metazoa; Arthropoda; Collembola; Entomobryomorpha; Isotomidae
Product: venom serine protease Bi-VSP
Exons: 10
Coding region: 73-1668 (531 amino acids)
Biological process (GO): proteolysis
Molecular function (GO): serine-type endopeptidase activity
Source: RefSeq, a predicted model, not a curated record
UAAGCACUAAUUGUCUCAGAAGCAAAGUAGGAAUUUGUAUUUUAGGGGAAUAUAUAUCGAAUCAAAUUAAAGAUGUUAAAAAUAUUGCCAGUUUUGAUAUUCACUUUUUUAACAAAAAAAUCUUGUGGAGACCACAGUUUCUUUCAUGACGGGGCAAGCGAUUUUUUAGAUAACGCAGAAGACGACAAGACUGUAAUCGACAGGUUCGAAUCUACUUCUCGUCAAAAAUCAGGCAGGGAAAAUCAUGAGGCGGAUCUCGAGGUUAUUUUGUCAUCACUGCCCAUGAUAGCGCCUGAUAUCAUCAUUCGCCAGUUUGUCGAUCCAAAAAUGACGGUUGAUAAAAUGAUGGAAGAAAUGAUUUCUCACGAAAAACACAUCGAGCCAGAUGGCGAUUCUCAUGAUAAUUCUGAAAUUUUGAUGGACCAACCUUCCAUGUCGGAAAAUGAAAUUGAGGGCAUGGACCGCGAGCAAACAAGCGAGCCCAAACCUAUGAGCAUAGAUUUGAAAGCAUUUACUGGAAAUCAACCAUGUCGAAUGAAAUUUAACGGGACAUCGGGACAAUUUUCUCUGAAUUUUACUCAAGAUUGUUUGGUGUUGGUUACAACUCCUGAGAAAAAGUCUACUGUAAUUCUCAAUUGUUCCCCAAUAUCGCUGGGUAACUGUUCGAUUAGCAGAGACACUCUCACAGUUAAUCUUAAAGGUGACUUGCGUUUUGGAAGAAAUUCUUAUGUUUACUGCGGCGCAAAUGCACAAGUGAGAGCAACUUCUUUGCGACGAAGAAUUUCCAUAAAGAUUAGAAAAUCAGAUGAGACAUCAGCCAACAAUCAAAUUGCAACAUGCACUUUUCACACGAGAACGCGCAGGGAACUCAAUUUCGGCGAAGGGGAUGUAGCAGGACUUCAGGCGUCGAGUUAUUGUGGUCGGCUGGGUAGAGUAUCAAAGAUUGUUGGUGGUCGUCGAGUCUCGAAUGGACUAUUUCCUUGGGUUUCACAGCUUGAUAUUACGAGAACUGAUGGCACACAAACUGCUUGUACGGGUACCCUUGUCUCGCCUCAUUUUGUCCUCACAGCAGCCCACUGCCUUAAAAACGCCGAGUCCAUCAGUGUUUUUCUCGGGGGAACUGACAGACACGAGUUUACGGGAAGUGAGAUUGUCGUCCAAGCUGAAAAGUAUAUCUUACACAGAAAAUGGAGUCCCAAAACACUCACAGCAGACAUCGCCUUAGUGAAGCUCACCGAAGCAGUUAGAUACACGGAGGACGUAUCUCCAAUUUGUUUACCGAAGGGAAAACUGCGUCACGAGAAAUUAGACGGUCGUAAAGGUGUGGCUGUCGGAUGGGGACGAGUGGAAUCCUCGAAAAAAGCUCCUCGACAACUCUACCGCGUUCGGCUACCGUUCCUCGAUGACGCCUCGUGCCAAAGAUACUAUAAACGAUUUUUUGUCCCAAAACUUAUGCUGUGCACGGACUCGAAUUUAGACGCCGCUAUUUGUUACGGUGAUAGCGGAGGUGCUCUGAUGUAUAAAAGGCAGGAAAAAGUGUAUCAGGUUGGAGUUGCUUCUUUCAGUUUGAGCAAGAUUUGUGGGAAAAGUCCCGACGUUUUUACAGUAGUCACGCAAUAUGUUCCGUGGAUUGAAAGUCGAAUACACCAGGCGAAUAUUGACGAAUAAAAUAACUACAGUCCAAUGAUUUUAGAAGUGCA